UAGGAGAACCGUAAGACCUGAUGAUGAGUGACUAGGGGCCGUAAAGUGAAUGCGCAUACGAAAGAAAGGAACAACACCAACAACAAUAACAGUGCAGACAGCAGCAAUACUAUACAGCAAAAUAGCAAAAACCGAGCAACUGACAGCCAAAAAGAAACGACUCUCUACUACUGAGCACAUAUACAGCAACGUAGUAUGCACAGGCAUGGCAAAGUAAAGCAAAUCACAAAACACAGUAUAACAUGAAAACACACAUUUCGCUUCACAUCAGCAACAGCAGCAGCAGCAGCACUAGAAGCAAAGUGGCGACGACAUCCAAUUUAAUAAACACAACAUCACAACCAGUCGAGUCAAAUCAUUCGAAGUGUAACGAGGUUUUUUACGAUGCUCAUCGUAAAAUGCACGCGAAAAGUGUACAGAGUAUUGAAUAAGACGCGCUUCGUACACAAACAAUCUCAACAAUAUAUAUUCUCGUAAUUUUUUAACAAAAUUAUAAGAAAUCCACAUAGUGCGCGCGAAUUAUAAUUUCUCACGUUGUUGUGUGUUUUUUUCCCUUCUGUCAAAUAAAUUCGGGUUUUUUUUAAUGUGUGUACGGUGAAUAAUUUAUUUGUGCAAAAGAGAAAUACAGUGCGAAAAGAGAGUAGAAAGAGAGUAAAAUAAAGAGAGUAGAAACAAAUAGUACAUGGUUGACAGCAACAUUUUUAUAAAUACAGAUUUCAUAUACACCAUCAACAAACAAUCACGACAUUUCAAAUGAAUUGUAGAGAGAGAAAAAAAGAGGUAAUGUGAACAUUUGAAGAACAUAGAGAUUUUUGUUUUACAUUGUCAACCGCGACUAAAAAGAGUGAAGUGAAACGGAAACAGUGAAAGAAAUACAGUGCGUUUAUCAUGAUUAUUACUUUCUGUCAUUAACAAAUGAAAAUAAAUUGUGUUAUUUGAUGUGUUUUGUGUAAUGAAAAUAAUGUGGAAUAGAAAAUAUGAUUCUCGAUGGAAUAUGAAUUACAAAAUACAUCACAAAAUCUUGAAUAAGCCCGACAGAAAUAACACAUGAAAAUAAAAGAGAAAUUUAACAAAGAACGUAGAACACAGUAAACGCGAGAGAAUUUGAUAGAAUUGUUGUGUUCUUAACUUUAUCUAAAUAUUGAAUUCCGUCGGCAGCAAAAAAGCAAAAAUUACAACCACAUCCAAUGAUAAUAUUGAUAUAUGUGUGAAUCACAAACAAAAAAGGAACACGUGAACGAUUCUCAUGAAUUGCCAUUAUAGUUCGUUUGGUAUCGAACUUGCAAACACCGAAUCAACGAGUGAUCUCACUUGUUGAAAAUCAGUGGUGCUGCUGUUGAGCGCGGACAUAAAAUGGCAAACGUUUCACACGAUGACACUGUACCAUGUUUUGAUAUAAUCAAUUCAACUAGCAGCGAACACAAUCAACAAAUAAAUAAUAAUUAUGCGACCAACACGAAACUGGACAACAUAUGUGCCAGAAUCGGAAAGUGCACUUCGAAAAAAGUGUAUUGAAUUAUCACCAUCAACGUUCCCAUUGUCGUCGUCAACGUCGAACAGUGUGAGCGCAACCAGCCGAUGCAAUCAAAACAAUAACAAUAAUCAAAUAAAAGAUUGCAACGAUCAACCGCCCCAGUUACAGCAACAGCAGCAGCCGCCGCCACCACCGCUGCCAUCACUUUCGUCACAACAGCGAAAUGGUAUGAAAUCGAAUUUUCGUAAAAGUAGCGAUAGCAGUGUGAAUAAAACAUCGAUCGCCAUUCAUUUCGAUGACUAUCACAAUAAUGCAAUCUUUGCAUUAUCGUCAAUACCAGCAGAAAAACCACAUAACGAUACGACGACAAAUACGCUAAAAUCAACGGGCAUUGAUAAGAAUUUUGAAAAUAGUACAACGGUUAAUGCAACCGAUAUUGAUGUCGAUUGCGAUAAAUCGUCAACAAAUUUGGAACGUGCACCGCUCAUACAAUUAAGCCCCAAUAAAUCGAUUACACUCGUUAAGCAAAACAGCACCUCCUUAAUAUUUACAAAGAAAGACGUGAAUCCAGUUGUGCAUCGCAAACGAAUUACAUUGGUUCAAAGUAGUGGCACACAUUCAAAUAGUGAAAUAACAACAACAGCGGCGGCAGCAGCAGCAUUGUCACCGACCAGUGACGAUAUCCCCAUCAUCGGUCACAUCGACGAAACGAUAUCAUCGCCAAAAAAACGCCACAGUUUUCAUUGGCAUUCCGAUCGUAGCGGUGGCAUUAGCCCAUCCGAUAAAUCCAAACGAAAACAAAUUAAAUCGUGGUACGCUGUCAUUGGUUCACCGUCGGUUCGAGAAUUAACAUUUGAUAGUGAUAUAGAGGAAACGUUUGAGUCACCACACGCUAUUAGAAAUGGUUUAAAUGAAGAUUUAAUAACACAUCAAGAACAAGGUGAAUCAACAAAAAAUCACGCUCCAAUUUCCUAUCGACAAAAUCAGUUAAACACACAGGAAAUGGGACAUCAUGCAACUACAUACGGAGUUGCAUCUGGAUCGAAAUACAAUCGAUUCGAGCAACUACUUAAAAAUCUAGUCGGACGCAAAGUGUCACGGGAACCGCCAACAACAGCGACAACAACAACAACAAUUGCACCAUCACUAUCCACAUCGGCAAUCAUUGGCAACAGCAUUGUAUCACAAUCACAUACGAUCAACAAUACGUAUGAUGGUAAGAAAGCAUCAACAACAUCAUCAUCAUCAUCUUAUAGUUCAAAUGAUACAGUUAUAUCGCGUAAAUAUUCGGCUAGCGGUGAUGAUACAAUAUCAUGUGCAUCACGAUGUGAUGAUUAUGCUGCCGCCGAUCAACAAUUGAAUCAACCGUUGCUGGUCACAUCGCCCGAAAUAAAAAUCUCUCGAACGCCAUCCGUGCAUAAUUUAUUUCGUAAUGACAAGUGCUUAAUGUCUACCUCAUCAGCAUCGACCACAUCAUUGAAUGCAACCGUGCAUCAACGAUUGUGGAGCGUUGUGCCACUAUUACGACGUGAGGGCAGUUGUGCCAGUUUGAAUCAGAACGCAAGUGCAAAGCCAUUGAUUCAUCAGCGCUCGGAUGUAGGACUGAAAAAAUGCGAAACUGUAUCCGCCUUGACUCAUUCACAAACCACAUCGAAUUUUGAACCGAUCAAACCCAGAAAUCGACUUCGACAAAGUCCAUCCGUUGCAACAUGCUCACGAUGUUCAAGCAUUCUAUCGUUGGCCGCCAAUGGAUCACGAUACUCGUUGAACAUCGCAAACGGUGGAUUUGUUGCAAUUAACAGUAAUUUAGAAAAAUCAACGUCGAUUCGCGACGACAUCAACAAAGCUGACCAAGCAUCAUUGAUAAGAGCAUCAUUAACAUCGCUAAGCACGUCGCCAUCGACAGCAGUUGCAUGCAAACUAUGUUUAAACGAUGUUAAAAUGGACAAAAUGACAAGGAUUCAACAAUGCGGUUGCCAAUUUUGUAUAGACUGUAUGAAAGCGUAUGUGGAAUUUGAAAUUCUCGAAGGUGCAUACGAAAUUUCAUGUCCGGAUGCGUUAUGCCCACACCAAGGCAUCAUGGAUAUUGAGAAUGAUAUUAGCAAAUUGGCGUCCACCGAUCUGCUUGAGAAACAUAAACGUUUUCGAUUAAAUCGAGAAAUUGAACUGGACAAAAAUCGUACGUGGUGCCCUCGAGCUGGUUGUGAAACAGUGUGUCUUGUCGAACCGAAAUCAAAAGAUAAGGGAAUUGCUGGUCAAUCUGGUUCUUUGAUGUCACUCGCUCCAGUUGCUGUCAAAUGUCCAACAUGCGUUGAAGAGUUCUGUUCAAGUUGCAAAAAAGCGUGGCAUCCAUUGAUGACCUGUGAAGAGAAUACACGACGAUUGGCUGCAAAUGGCGCUGAUGAUAGCAUUGGUAUACCGUUUGAUACGGAUUUGAUCAAAUGCUGCCCAAUGUGCGGUGUUCCAAUUGAAAAAGAUGAAGGCUGUGCUCAAAUGAUGUGCAAACGAUGUAAACAUGUUUUCUGCUGGUAUUGUUUAGCCAGUUUGGAUGAUGAUUUUUUGCUACGGCAUUAUGAUAAAGGUCCGUGCAAAAAUAAGCUGGGCCAUUCACGUGCAUCGGUUGUAUGGCAUAGGGCUCAAGUGAUUGGAAUAUUUGCCAGUUUUGGCAUUUUACUAUUGGUUGCAUCACCGUUGUUGCUGUUGGCCGCACCGUGUAUCGUGUGCUGUAAAUGUCGGGCCUGUUCAAACAAAUUGGAAGAAGUUGACAAUGAUUUUGAUGAUGGUGGUACCCAGAAUAGAUAACGUAAUUUCAACAGCCUAUGGAACAGAUAGAAAUCGUUUGAAAAAUUAAAAAAAAAAGAAAAACAUAAAAUGAAACCUAUUUGAGCCUUCAAACAACAACAACUAUAAAUCAUGUACUUAAAUAACUACUACUACUACUACUAUUACUAUUACUGCAACAACAACAAAAAAAAAACACAAUUUUUUCGAUUGGUUUCAGACAACCAAAUAUUUAUAGAUUUACUAUAUGUAUUAUUAUUGUAUCGGAGUCCGAAACAGAACUUAGACAAAGACGAUGAUUUCAUAUUAUUAUUAAUAUUAUUAUAUUAUAUUUUAUUUCUCUUCUUUUUUUUUUUUGUUAGAUAAGACUGAAUGAACAAUGUUUGUUUUUUUAUUAUAAGAAAACAGAUGGAGACUAUAUGUUGAUAAGAAAACAAAAAUGUGUUAAAAAAAAGAGAGUAACAAAUGGAAAUGAAAUUCGAUUUGUAGUAGACAAAAAGAAACUAUUUUUUUUAUCUAAU
Molecule: messenger RNA, 4776 nt
Organism: Contarinia nasturtii (swede midge)
Lineage: Eukaryota; Metazoa; Arthropoda; Insecta; Diptera; Cecidomyiidae
Product: serine-rich adhesin for platelets
Exons: 10
Coding region: 1445-4276 (943 amino acids)
Biological process (GO): protein polyubiquitination; positive regulation of proteasomal ubiquitin-dependent protein catabolic process; ubiquitin-dependent protein catabolic process
Cellular component (GO): cytoplasm; ubiquitin ligase complex
Molecular function (GO): zinc ion binding; ubiquitin protein ligase activity; ubiquitin conjugating enzyme binding
Source: RefSeq, a predicted model, not a curated record